CUUUGGGUUUUGCUCUCGAAAGCAUUUUCUCGCCUUUGGCAUGUCUUAGACCAACUACCUCUCUCUCUCUCUCUCUCUCUCUCUCUCUCUCUCUCCUAUAAAAAAGCACACAUGCAAACUUUCACUUACACCCAUUUCAUGCUCUUCUGAUCUCUCUCUCUCUCUCUCUCUCUCUCUCUCUCUCUCCCUCGUUCUCUUAUAAAAGAGAAGACAUUCAAACGUUUUCUUUCAAGCUCUUCUGAUCUCUCUCUCGCCCGCUCGCUCUUAUCUGUCUCUAUCUUUCAAUGGGUGAAAUUCAGUGCGCGCCAAAGCCCACCAACACCACACGUCUAAAGCUCUUCGGCUUCCACGUGUCAGAAGACGACGAGGCAGAUUCCGGCAAAAAGCCAACUGUGUUAUCAGAACCCGGCACCCUACCUGCCACCGCCGACAGCCGGAAGUACGAGUGUCAGUACUGCUGCAGGGAAUUCGCGAAUUCCCAAGCGCUCGGCGGACACCAGAACGCGCACAAGAAGGAGCGCCAGCAACUCAAGCGCGCGCAGCUGCAAGCCGGUCGACACUCCCCUGCUUACGCUCGCAAUCCCCUCAUAUCCGCAUUCGCACACCCACCUCACCUCCUUUCACCGGCUGGUCCGGUCGUCGUCCCGGCCCCACCCCCCCAAUCUCCUUCUUGGGUCUACGUCUCCCGGGCGGGCCCACCAUUCCAAGUCUCUCAUGGAUGGCACGGGCCCACUUCAACGUUUUCCUUCGUCCAUGAUCACGUGGCCUCGAAUUCCAUCAUCCGUCCACACGCUGCGGUCCCACCGAUGAGUAGAUUCCGUGGCAACGGUGGCGAUGGUGGACCCGAUCCUGAUGAUCCGAUGGGGUUGGAUUUGCAUCUGAGCCUUGCACCAUCUGCAUCGUGAGAACGAACUAUGCUCCGCUUAUCUAGAUCUGAUCGACGGCUGGGAUGGGCUUGGAUUCGGUUCUAAGGGGCUUGGCUUGGUACGAGGUUAGGUGCGGCUUUGUUGGUUUAACCUACCCACUCGGCUCAGACUAGAAGUUGCUGCUACCUGAGUCCUGUAAAUUUUUCAUUUUUUAUUAUUUUUAAGGAAGCAAUUUCACUUACCUGAUGGACCGUCAUCUACUUCUUCUUUAUUUUAUUUUAUUUAUUUAUUUAUUUUUACCACAAAAUUCCCCAAGAAUCUAUAUUUUAGAAAAUAAUGCCAGGGUUGACGGAUGAAAUUACAAAAAUACCCUCA
Molecule: messenger RNA, 1241 nt
Organism: Magnolia sinica
Lineage: Eukaryota; Viridiplantae; Streptophyta; Magnoliopsida; Magnoliales; Magnoliaceae
Product: zinc finger protein GIS3-like
Exons: 1
Coding region: 285-905 (206 amino acids)
Biological process (GO): trichome morphogenesis; trichome differentiation; gibberellic acid mediated signaling pathway
Cellular component (GO): nucleus
Molecular function (GO): transcription cis-regulatory region binding; DNA-binding transcription factor activity
Source: RefSeq, a predicted model, not a curated record